This is a messenger RNA of Porites lobata, 1533 nucleotides long. Lineage: Eukaryota; Metazoa; Cnidaria; Anthozoa; Scleractinia; Poritidae. The record is from the annotation of a GenBank genome assembly.
AUGGCUAGCGCUCAAGCUGCUGUUUCACCAGUUGCUCAACCAUCAAGGCCAAAAUCAGUUUCAAGGCCAAAGAGAUGGAGUGAAGAAGUUGAGGAAGGUAACAUACAUGUCUAUAUAUUUAAAUUCGAAUGUUGCCGAUUUGACACCAGUUGUAAUAAAUACUUAUCCCUGUUUUUCUGGUUCACCAGCUUACCGAUUUCAGAUCGCUGGUUAUAGAGAUGUUCAUGAAUAUCGCGAUGUCAAACAAAAAGAACCCGUAAGUGAUUAUAAAUAUAUCUUUCCUUAUCAUUAGAGGGGCGAAAAGUGCUUGUUUCCCAGUUUUAUAGGGAACUUUCUGUCUGACCAGCCCUUGGGUUCCUCCCUAACUGCUUAAAAUACUUUCUAGAAGGUGUUUUUGGGGCACUGGUAGAAAAUUAGGCAUGAAAAAAUAUUAAGUUAACAAAAAUUUUCUUCGCUAUUAAUGAUUCAAACACGGUGUCAAGUGACAGAUGACACUUGUACUCAGAAAAUAAAUUAAGAAAACUAGCAAAGACAUUAGUCAAAAAGGAGGAGUUCUUAUCCCAAAACAGGGAACUUGCACCAUUACCAAACUACUAACUUCGAAAGACAGUUUGGAUUUCAGUGUAGGUUUACAGUUUCUGGAAAGGACAAAGUAGAAAUCAUAAUGAGAAUGAUUUUGAUAAUGAUGAUGAUGAUGAUAGUAAUAAUAACACACCAAAAACCUAUGUUGAAGUUAGUAAUAAUAUGUAAGGGGUGACAGUGCACAUGACUAUAAAAUCAUAGGCUCCUCGAACACCACAGAGGCUCAAGAUCAGUCCCUGUACAUUUUCAGAUUUUGCCAAAAUAUUUUGUGAUUGGAGUUAAGUCUCACGGAUUUUUUGAUUUAAUGAAAGUUUUCUUCCUUUGGCCUUUUGUCAUGUGCACUUGAUGUUACCCAAAAUAUUCUUGAUGUACAUUUCUGAUUGUAACUUAAUGAAUAGUAGUAUUCAGCAUUUUCAUUGAUUAAAAAUUUAAUACAGCAACUGAUUAUGCUUCAGGACCAGUGUGCAUUACUUCCCUGAGAAAGUACUAAAUAUUUAUGUCUUUUCUUAGGACCGCUGGCCCCACAAUGGAUAUGUGAAGAAACUUCAGAGGAAAGAUGGGUGUUUCAUUUACUUUGAUAGACAAAGAGAAUGUCUUGACAAAGAUGUCUAUAAAUGCAAGUUAUAUGGAUACUAGAAACAAAGGAAAAAUCUUGAGUAAAUUCAUCACUUGAUAGAUAUCACCAUAUGCUACAAGAAUAUUCAUGGACAAUAAUAUAAUUGUCAGCAAUUAAUUAUUGCUAUUUGAUUGAGGAAGCAGAAUGGAUGUGGUAGAUUCUAAGUAUCUACUGGUCAAGUCUUGGCAAUUCAUUUGUUGCAAGCUGUAUUGUGUAUAGUGGAAAUUGUUAUGAAAUUAUUUAAGUUAAUGUUUCAAAUUCAUAUGUUCAUGUAUCGUAAUCUGUAUAUAAUUUGACUGAUGUGUGGUACCAUUGACUGUAAUUGCAUGAGCUUC